GCGCGGGGUGUGUUUGCUUCGCGGUUGGUCCGUCGGUCGGUCGGACGGACCUUCGAGCCCUUCGUCGCACCGACGGUCAACAGCACACAAUACGAAGCUGAGGACGAGAAUUUGAACUCCUCAAGCGGCGUGAGCGAGAGUCACGCGCGGGAACGGUUUUUCGGGGCUUGGCGGGGUGUACGCCCAUCUGGUGGGGAAACUGGCAGGAGGGUACUUGGUCGGUGAUCCCACUCGGUGACGCCGGUGGUAGGCUAGCUAGCUACGGUAGCUAGGUGGAUGAGAGGAAGGGAGGGAGUGGAGAAGUUAGGGGGAAAACAGUUAGUUGGCGGGCUCACUCAGGCUUUCAGGUCAAGGAGUUAGUUGGUCAUCUUGUAUCAAUUAGCCGUUGAGGGUCGUAUCAGCGGCGGCGAAGAUGGUGGAUGCACAGAGGGCUUUACUCGACGAGCUGAUGGGCACAGCUCGUAAUCUCACUGAGGAAGAGAAGAAAGGCUAUCGAGAAUUGCAAUGGGACGAUCGACAAGUGUGCAAGUGUUACUUGGUCAGAUUUUGCCCUCACGAUCUGUUCACCAACACAAAGAGCGAUCUUGGCAGGCGAGCAGUUGUGGAACUCGACAUGCUUCACUCUCACAUCAAGCACGAUCUUGGUGAUCUGACACCUGGCACCCUCCCUCCUCGUUCAUCAAGGCAUGACAUGGUAGUCCCACGGUUUGAAGCGGAACUAGCGCAAUUCUGCGAGCAGCUGAUUGCGGACCUAGACCGGAAGGUGAGGAGAGGGAGGGAGCGACUUGCGCAGGACCUGGAGGCAGCCCUACCGAAGCCAGUAAGCACGGAGAAACAGGCCCAGCUUGCAGCUAUUGAAGAAAAGAUAAGGAAGCUCCUUGAACAGAUUGAAAAGCUUGGUGAGGAUGGCAAGGUGGAUGAGGCCCAAGCACUCAUGCGUAAGGUUGACAUCUUGAAUUCGGAGAAGUCUACGGUGCUGGUACUAGCAAGCAGUGAGCAUCGUGUGCUCCUUAGUCAGGAGAAGAAGAUGGCUCUCUGUGAAGUGUGUGGGUCAUUUUUGGUCGCUGGAGACUCCGCAGAAAGGGCCACUAGCCAUAUGACAGGCAAACAACAUGUGGGGUUUGGCAUGGUUCGAGACUUCUUGAAAGAAUUCAAGGAGAAGAAGGAUAAGCUGAGAGAGGAACAGGCGAAGUUGAAAGAAGGAAAAGAAGAAGACGGAAGUGCGAAAGAUGACACAGAUGAAAAGAGACGAGGGGAAAGAGAGGACACGAGGGAUCGAGGAAGAAGCAGGGAUCGCGACGCAGAGAGAGAGAGAGAAAGGGACAAGGGAGGAAGUGGUGGUGGGAGGGAACGGGAUCGAGACGACUGGCCGGGCACGAAGGAGCGCGACAGAGACCGUGGAUUCGUGCGGGGUGGUAUGAGAGACUGGGGUGGACGAGGGGGAGGUGUAAUGUCCGGAGACAGAGAUAGGGACAGGGAGCGCGACAGGGAUCGGGAUAGGGAUAGGGGGGACAGGGAUCGGGAUAGAGAAAGGUCAAGAAGCAGAGAAUGGGACAGGGGCAGGGACAGAAGUUACGGCCGCGAGAGGGACGGCAUGCGGAUGUCCAAGUCUUCCAGGUCGAGAUCGAGAUCGCGAUCCCCGUUAAACACCCGAAUUCACAACAGUUCGCGCAACAGCAGGCGGCACUCGUCAAGGUCUCCAAUCCAUAGAUAGACUAUAGAGAAUGAUAUAGGCAGGGCAGUUUGGUGACAAGAGCUGGUGGGUAGGAACGAGGGGGGAGGGGGGGGGAGGCGAAUGUACCAAAAAGAAGAUUGCAAAGUAGUCGAGCAAGAGUGGUGAAGCAGCAGCGGGAAGAGGGAGUCGGCAACCAGCAGGUGAGUGAGGCCCGCGGGGGAAGUGGUUGCUGGUAUCGUUGCGGAAUCAAGCGAGAGCAGCAUGGGUGGGAUUGAAGUAGUUAACAGGAUGACGAUGACGACGUGCGUCUGGAGGCAAUAAUACGAAUGGGUGGAGGAGUGAUAUGCUGCUGUUCACGAGGGGUGUUGUCGAUGGUGUAAUAGAAGAACAGGACUGCAGGACUUCCGAUUGUCUGCAAAGGUAAGGAUCAUUUGCUGAGCUGUCACAGGCAGGGAUUUAUGUAUAUGUGUUGGAACUCAAUUAAUCAAGGAACUGUGUUUUUUUUCCCAGGCUAGGAUUUUCCUGUUUGUGUUGUCCCUUAUCAUGACCUAUCUUCCUUUUCUAAAAGCAUGAUUUGGACCACGGCAACUCGCUGCGCAGACGAAGGUCCAGUAGGCCCACUUGGUGGAAGACUGAUAGUAAACUUUUCGGCAUGGC
This is a messenger RNA of Chara braunii, 2332 nucleotides long. The record is from the annotation of a GenBank genome assembly. NCBI's taxonomy places the organism in Eukaryota, Viridiplantae, Streptophyta, Charophyceae, Charales, Characeae.